Messenger RNA from Sitophilus oryzae (rice weevil), 1340 nucleotides. RefSeq names its product inhibin beta B chain-like. Gene Ontology annotation, biological process: BMP signaling pathway; SMAD protein signal transduction. Lineage: Eukaryota; Metazoa; Arthropoda; Insecta; Coleoptera; Curculionidae. The transcript is spliced from 5 exons. The record is from RefSeq and is a predicted model, not a curated record. Gene Ontology annotation, molecular function: growth factor activity; cytokine activity. Gene Ontology annotation, cellular component: extracellular region. The coding region runs from base 26 to 1255 and encodes 409 amino acids.
UCAGCGAUUACGAUUCUAAGCAGAAAUGCUUUUCGAAAACCUUUUUCAAACCUUUAUUUUAAUCAAAAUUUUGUUUAUUCAUGUUAAUGCCGUGAAUUUGACCGGUAAAUCUUAUUAUUUUAAAACAAACGCGAACAAUGAGUUCACGGUUUACAAUAGGAUUCAUUUUUUGAAUCAUAAUAUCAGUGAUUUUAGCGCUAAUCCUCAUGGGCCUCAGAAUAUCAAAGUGAUCAAGAAGAUUAAUGGAGUUCCAGUAGCUAAAUUACCAACAACUAAAACUUCUUUAAACGCAUCGAAUUUCUACCUAGACCCAGAAUGGCACUACGAUCACAAACAAUUCAACAAAUCCGAUCUACCAUACUUCAUUAAGAAAUUCUACGAACACCGUGUAGAAGAGGCAUGGAAAACCAAUCCAAUUCGAAUUUUGUUCAACAGUAACAGAAACACGUCUAGCUCUAUCAUCAAGUUCAAUUUAAACAGCUUGAGUCCAUACGAAAAUGUGUCAGAUGCAGAUUUAUAUUUCUACUGGCCAUUGAAAAAUACAUCCAGUAUAUACAAGAAAUCUGUUGUUUUACGUCUGUAUCAACUGGAAUACCAGCCUGAACAGAGUGGAAAUGGAUCAAAUCUACUGGAUAAUCCAGACAUUCAUAAAUUGUUUAAUGUCAUCUAUAUAUCAAAAGCACAGAAAGGAUGGCAGACUUUUAAAAUCAAGAAGCCGAUUGAUAACUGGGCAAAAGGUGAAGAGAAUUUGGGUCUCCUUCUGACAAUAUCCGAUUAUGAUGAAAACAAAUUGAUAUCCAUUUAUAACGACACCAACAGAGGAGCCUACAAGACAUUUGCUGUCUUGAACAUCCAAAAUAAUGAUACAGAUGCUCAACCACAUUUAGAAGAACCAGAAACCGCCAAUAACGUUGCAGCAUUAACCAGUCCAACCAUUCCUCCAAGCAACAAAUGUUCCAAAAAGUCCUGGUUUGUCGAUUUCAGCCAAUUGAACUGGUACGACUUCAUAAUCCACCCAGAAGAAGGCUUCAUGGGCUACCAAUGCGUUGGAAAGUGCCACAUAGAGAACCACGAUCACCAGUUUGUCAAUUACGUCAAAUUGAGGCACUGGAAUAACGGACAAGGACUGAGAGAACGAAGUUGUUGCGUGGCGACGAAAUUCUCUUCUUUACCGAUAAUGUUUUUUGAUAGAUUUGGCAACGUGGUGAUGAAGAAUUACGAGGAUAUGGUGGUUGAUGAAUGUGGAUGUAGAUAAAAAUAAGAAACGUAGGAUUAUACAUUUUGAUAAAUCUGUUAAAAAGAAUAAUUUAUAUUGUAUAUUUUUUGUUUUAAUUAAUAUU